This is a messenger RNA of Vigna umbellata (rice bean), 561 nucleotides long. The record is from RefSeq and is a predicted model, not a curated record. NCBI's taxonomy places the organism in Eukaryota, Viridiplantae, Streptophyta, Magnoliopsida, Fabales, Fabaceae.
CUGUUCUUAGUUAGAUGUGGUGUUUGGAAGAAAAUAAAAAAGAAAAAAAGAGGAGAAUUCCUACCACAUGCGUUUGAAACGCUGAAUUGAAUUAAUUGCCUAAAAAGACAAUCAAUCUAAGACUUGGUUUGGUGGGAUCUAGGUUAGUUUACCUUCUCCUCUUCGAUCUGGGACUUCUCUUUUCUCCCCCAACACCGACACAACACCUACAUCUGCAAUUCAAGCAUGUUCCUCUUCGACUGGUUCUAUGGCAUUCUAGCUUCCCUCGGCCUUUGGCAGAAAGAAGCCAAGAUUCUCUUCCUCGGUCUCGAUAAUGCCGGAAAGACUACCCUCCUUCACAUGCUCAAAGACGAGAGAUUAGUUCAGCACCAGCCGACCCAGCACCCCACUUCGGAGGAAUUGAGCAUUGGAAAGAUCAAGUUUAAGGCUUUUGAUUUGGGGGGUCAUCAAGUUGCCCGUAGAGUCUGGAAAGACUACUAUGCCAAGGUCAAUAAUGUCUUCAAUCAUUUUGGGUUAUCAAUUUUGGAUUCUUUUCCUUUUCAAUGAUAAAUUCUUGUAAUA